Messenger RNA from Misgurnus anguillicaudatus (oriental weatherfish), 6259 nucleotides. RefSeq names its product discs, large (Drosophila) homolog-associated protein 1b (gene dlgap1b). Gene Ontology annotation, cellular component: glutamatergic synapse; postsynaptic specialization. Gene Ontology annotation, biological process: signaling. Gene Ontology annotation, molecular function: molecular adaptor activity. NCBI's taxonomy places the organism in Eukaryota, Metazoa, Chordata, Actinopteri, Cypriniformes, Cobitidae. The record is from RefSeq and is a predicted model, not a curated record.
CGAAGCGCACGCGGCAGUGUGAGAACUCGGCAGUAGGGGGACCUCCUAUCCACCAAACACUGGGCUUUAAUUCCGUUCACACUGCGAGAGCCUCCAGAAUCCAGCACUUGGCUUCACGCGCCGUUACGGAUAUAUCGCGUUUACAGUCUGUUUCUGGAUUAAACCAUCCAUCCGCGCCGCAAGGCUCUCCAGUGAGACAGACAUCCUGCAUGGAGGACAAGAGGGAAGAAUUAAACACACGGAGGAAAAGAAUGAUUAAAAAGAGAGAAUAAAGCAGUAGGCUCUGAGUGUGUGGAGAGGCUGUGUGUAUCAGGAUGACGAUGAAAGGCUUGUCCUCCAGUCGCAGUCACCACCACACACUCACACACUGUGACCACUCCUACGACUCUUUGACUCUACGCCAUGACCGACGCCCCUUUGUCAUCAGUCCCACCCACCCGACCAACCACUCCUACUUCAGAUGCCAGUCCGACCUGGCCAGCAGUACGUUUCCGAGGCGACAUCACUUGCAUCACGAACGCAAGGACGAAUGUGCCAUAGUGCCCUAUGUUGGACCGGGAGGCUUGGCUGGGGGAACUGGGUGUGGCCCAUGUGGCUCAUCCGGCAUCCCCCCAUCCUUGCUGGAACAGUUCGACCAGCAGCAGCCAAUGAGGAAAGAUGGCUAUCACACAUUGCAAUACAAACGCACAGCAGCACUCGAGCACCAACGCAGCGACAGUCCUGGUCGUAUACGUCAUCUUGUUCACUCAGUCCAAAAACUGUUCACCAAGUCCCAUUCCCUGGAGGGUCCCAGCCAACGCACCACCCUCAACGGCAAUGACCCCGCCGUCCCAGCCGACGCUAUGGCAUCGUCUACGUCCCACCCUAACGUCUCCACAUCUACCGUGAGCACCCUGCACAAGUCGUCUACCAACAAACGGGGGAAGAGCAAGGAAAGGAGUCGCUCCGAGCCCAAACCUCGCGCGCGCACACCCGGUUCUGGGUACUGGAGCUCGGACGACACUUUGGACAGAGAGAUUUGCCUGUACCACCAGCAUCAACCUUCAGGAGUUAUGACCAUGGGCCGCCAUCCAGACAAAUCUCAGUCCCACUACUUCCUGGGCCAGGGCUACAACACGCUAGGUGGUGGCCGCUCAUCUCUUAAGACAUCACGUAGCAACAACGAUGUCGGAAACUGCUCCACGUGCUCCAACGCCAAAGGAGGCGCUUUGACUUUUGGUGGCCCGAUGUCGGUGGACCAGGUCGGGCCGCUGGUCAAGAAAAGCUCCUGGUCUAGCACGCUAACGGUGAGCAGGGCACGAGAGGUAUACCAGAAGGCCACCAUCAAUAUCGAUAAAGCCCUAGUCAAAGCACAGACCUGCCAGCAGGGACGAACCUGCCAGUUUUUACAGGUUCCUCAGGAUGAGUGGGGCAGUUUGUCACCCGUGGGUCAGGACGAUGAGAUCCCGUGCAGACGGAUGAGAAGCGGCAGCUAUAUAAAGGCGAUGGCAGAAGAAGACAGCGGAGACUCGGACUGCACCCCUAAGCCAUCACCUAAAGUCCAGGCCAGAAGAGCCAGCUACCUGAAAGCCACCCAGCCCUCCCUCACAGAGAUGACCACGCUCAAGAUCAGUACGGAUUCGCACUCCCCCAAGCUUCAGAUCCGGAGUCACAGCUACUUGCGAGCGGUGAGUGAGGUUUCAAUCAACCGCAGUAUGGACAGUCUGGACCCUGCCGGGCUGCUGGCCUCACCCAAAUUUCGCUCCCGAAAUGAGAGCUACAUGAGGGCUAUGAGCACCAUCAGUCAGGUGAGUGAGGUGGAAGUGAACGGGCAGAUCGAGGCCGUGUGCGAGAGCGUGUUCAGUGAGAUGGAGUCUCAGGCCGUGGAUGCUCUGGACCUGCCGUUGUCCGGAUGCUUUCGUAUGAGGAGCCACAGUUACGUGAGAGCCAUUGAGAAGGGCUGCUCGCAGGAGGAGGAAGAGGAGAGGGCGUCACAGCAGGCCAUCUCACCCGCACGAGCCGCAACUACUGUGAGAACAAUCCAGAGCAGCACAGUAUCAUCAUGCAUAACCACUUACAAGAAAACCCCACCCCCGGUCCCGCCCAGGUCAACACCCACCAGGCCGUACAUCUCCAUAACAGCCCAGAGUAGCACAGAAUCAGCCCAGGAUGCCUACAGUGAGCUGUCUAGCCCUGCUAACCGGGCCUUAGUGGCGGUCCAGUCGGGCCUCAGUAACUCUACUGAGAGCAUCGAUAGCAUGAAGGCCCUGACGGCAGCCAUUGAGGCGGCAAAUGCUCAAGUCCACGGCCCGGCCAGCCAACAUGUGACCAACAGCACCAUUACCAUCACCACAGCUUCAGCCACCACUAGUGUAACACACAUCUCACAGGACGCUAAGAAGGACGCUCUCAGGAAGUGCCUGUCCAUAGGGAUACAGGUGGACAGUCCUGAAGAAAGCACCGAACCAGAUGUGCAUUGCAAAUUUCAGUCAGUCGGUAUUCAAGUAGAGGAGGAGAAAUGUCAUCGCAGAGUCGCGCGAUCCAACAGCGUAACUACCGCCGUUCAAGCUGAUCUUGACCUUCUGGACGAUAUCGACCAAGAGCAGUUCGUGCAGACCCAUCAGGGGUCUGGCGUCCGCCAGCCGUCUCGAGACGCAGCCACAUCCACGGUCAGCAUCCAGGGCUCUGGGAACCACUACCACGCCUGUGCCCAAGAUGACUACUCUGACGUGGGCUUUGACCCCUCCAUUCUGCCACCGCCGGACCCCUGGAUGGAUGGAGCGACGGAGGAGGAAUACGGAGGUGAAGUGACAGGGUCGGUUUGUCCGCAGGACGGACGCUGGUUUCUGAAGCUGCUGCAGGCGGAGGUGGAGAGGAUGGAGGGUUGGUGCAGACAAAUGGAGCAGGACGAACGUGACAACGAGUUACCGGAAGAGAUCCUUGGCAAGAUUCGGAGCGCGGUGGGCAGCGCUCAGCUGCUGAUGUCACAAAAAUUCCAGCAGUUCCGGGAGCUCUGCGAAGAAAACUUGAAUCCCAACGCCCACCCGCGGCCCGUGUCUCAGGAUCUGGCAGGAUUCUGGGAUAUGCUGCAGCUGUCUAUUGAGAACAUCAGUCUAAAGUUUGAUGAGCUACACCAGCUGAAAGCCAAUAACUGGAGAGUUUUGGAUCCUCCUGAGAGAAAGGAGAAGCGCGUACCCCCGCCGGUACCCAAGAAGCCGGGCAAGCGUCCUGCACUGCUAGUGCGAGACAGAUCCCUGGAGGGCUCCCAGCGUCUGGAGGCACGCAAACGGCUUCUAGCGGCUAAACGCGCCGCUGCCUCUCAACGUCAGAGCUCGGCUACAGAAUGCGCAGAUAGCAUUGAGAUCUACAUCCCAGAAGCCCAGACAAGAUUAUAAACAUACACACACACACACACACAAUAAAGAGGUGCUUUCAAACCUAAAUAGACGCCAACACACACAUACACAGUCGACUACAAUACUAAAGUACUGAAUGACAAAGACUAAGGCAGGGUAGCUGUAAUAUAAUCACUCCUCUUUUCUAGUGUAAAAGAGAGUUACUUCACUGUGUAUGUAUUAAGGAUUCUCGUCUCCCUUUUAAACUCCCAAAGACUUUAAUAUUUCUAUUCGACACUCUUAUUAUAUUAAAAUAAUAAUGUAUACAACAUACUGUGUCUGCUAUUAUUACCACCCACACCAAGUAUUUCUUAAGUUAUUUGUCAUUAAUUUUUUGAUGGAGCCAUAAGUCUGGUGUUCUCAGAAAGGGCACCGAUCACUUCUUUUGGAGAUUUAUACAGUGAUGUAGCUGUGAUUGUUGUGUGUUUGUGUGUCAAGUUUAUGUGUUACUCUCUCACGUGUCACCCUGCACCUCUGAGACUGGGCGAGGUUGUUCUGUUCUCUGUAUCAUGGGAUAUAAUAGCGAAACCACAUCUUCUCUCCUUUCUUCGUAUAAUUUUCAACCUCCCACUAAAUCACCUCCUGUUCUUUUAAAUCGUCCUGUAUUUGUCUACAUGAUUUCCUUUACUCACGUUCUCAUUUCUGAUCCAGUCUAUUUUAGUACUACUCACCUGUUUGACUGAUGUCUGUCAUUUGUGACACAUUCAGCACUUUUAAAUCCUCCCCUGAUUCGACACAUUCACAUCACGACUGUGAUGCUGUCGGAUCAUGACACUUUUCACAGCUCUGAUUCAUAAAUUAUCAACGUGUCACGUUGUGAAUCAUCACGUACCGGUGCUCAAGGAUUCAAUACAGCUUUAAGGCUUCUGGUAAAUGAAAUGAAAUGAAAAUGCUUUAUGCAAAUGAGCAGUGAUGUAAAGCAGCAAGUGAAGACAGUGGAGCUUGUGAUGUCAUUCUUUUACACUUUUAAAAAUAAAGGUGCUUUACGAUGUCAUCGUAGAACCAUUUUUGGCUAAUGGUUAUAUAAAGAAACUUUAAAGGGGACAUUUCACGAGACUUUUUAAGAUGUCAAAUAAACAUUUGGUGUCCCCAGAUGAAUGUGAAGUUUUAGCUCAAAAUACCAUAUAGAUAAUUUAUUAUAGCAUGUUAAAAUUGCCACUUUGUAGGUGUGAGCAAAAAUGUGCCGUUUUUGGGUGUGUCCUUUAAAAUGUAAAUGAACUGAUCUCUGCACUAAAUGGCAGUGACUUGGUUGGAUAGUACAGAUUAAGGGGCGGUAUUAAACCCCUUCUGACAUCACAAGGGGGGCCAAAUUUCAAUGACCUACUUUUGCACAUGCUUGCAGAGAAUUGUUUACCAAAAGUAAGUUACUGGGUUGUUAUUUUCAAAGUUUCUAGGUUUAUAGAAGCACUGGGGACCCAAAUAUAGCACUUAAACAUAAAAAAGUCAGAUUUUCAUAUGUCCCCUUAAACAUCUGAAGAACCUUUCUGUGUCAAAAAAGAUCAUAAAGAGGUAUGAAAGAAAUGGUUCUUCUAAGAACCUGUGUCUGAAAGGUUCUUUAAAGGGAUAGUUCACCCAAAAAUGAAAAUUCUGUCAUCAUUUACUGACUCUCAUGUUGUUACAAACCCGGAAAAUUUCUUUGUUCUGAUGAACACCAAGGAAGAAAUUUUGAGAAAUGUUUGUAACCAAACCGUUCAUGCACCCCAUUCACUUCCAUAGUAGGAAAAAAUAAUACUAUGUAAGUAAAUGGGGUUCACCAAUGCUUUGGUUACAACAGGGGUCCCACGGGUCCUUGAAAUCCUUGAAGGUUUGUGAAUCUGGGGGGGAAAUUCAAUCUAUUGAAUCUAUUUAAAUAUCCAUAUUAUUCCCUGUGUAGUGUAGGAUAAAUCAUAAAAAUUCUAGACUUUUUAAUCACACGUGCUAAACUGUUUACUGCUUUAAAUACUUAUAUCUUCUGUAUGCGAAUGUUGAUCAUACCAAAAUGCUUUUUUGCAUAGUUGUGUUUGACACAUGAAAAAAACGUCUCUGGUUACGUAUGUACUGUUGUUCUCUGAGAAGGGAACGAGACGCUGCGUCUCCCUUGCCAUACUUCUUGCGUCCCUGCCGUCUUUGGCAAUAUUUCAGAUAGCGAUAUACUUCCUGGCUCCCGCAUCACCCUGUCUUUGUCGUUAAGCUUCACCAUUGGUUGAAUUUGGUAUACACAUUCAGACGCACUUACCAUUGGAGGCGUCCCCAAAGUAUCACAGCAGUGAUGCAGUGCAAGUUCCCUCAAAAGGGAAUUGUAACAAUGUAUCUUUGAAGCUCACGCAAUGUAACCUUGCUCUCACUUAAAAGAGUCCCCACAUUUAGUCCUUGAAUUUGAGGGUAUUACACCUGGAAAGUCCUUGAAAGGUCCUUGAAUCUGAAGUUAACUAAGGUGUGGAAACCCUGUUACAAACAUUUCUUGAAAUAUCUUCCUUUGUGUCAUCAGAACAAAGAAAUGUAGGUUUGUAACAAUAUGAGGGCGACUAAAUGAUGACAGGAUUUUCAUUUUUGGGUAAACUAUCCCUUUAAGGGACCAAAAAUGGUAACCUAUUAAGCACCUUUAUUAUUAAGAGUGUAUGAUCACAUAUAUGUGUCUUGCAUAAUAUGUAGUAUGCAAAACUAUGUGCGAAACCUUAGUAUGCAAAAAUAGUAUGGGAGAAUACCCAACUCAGAGUUCUUAGUAUGCAUCAUAUGGACACUAUUAUAUCCCAUGCUUUAGGAGCCGCCAAAUUCAAAAACAUCCUUGUCGCUCAAGUAUGUGUGUGUUCAUUUCCACAUUUAAGUGCAUGUAACCAAGUGCUUCCUAAUAUUUCUCUCUUUAUUUUAACAGAAAUGUAGCAUAUAUAAAUAAAUAUAUAUAUAUA